This is a messenger RNA of Solanum dulcamara, 2187 nucleotides long. RefSeq lists its product as uncharacterized. The record is from RefSeq and is a predicted model, not a curated record. Lineage: Eukaryota; Viridiplantae; Streptophyta; Magnoliopsida; Solanales; Solanaceae. The coding region runs from base 747 to 1991 and encodes 414 amino acids. The transcript has a single exon.
UUAGCCAUUACUACUCCCCACCUAAAUUAUUAGACACAAAGAUUGACUUUUGAUGCAGAAAAAGGCUUAAAAAACAAGAAAAAUAAACUCUUUUUUGGAGUAUACUAAACCAGAAAGAUAAUAAUACCUAACAGUACCCCUUUUCAUAUUUCUACUAGUCUUUCUUUUCUCUCUCUUCACAUUUUCUGCAAUCUUCGAGAUAUUUGUGUAUUAUUGGUUCCCUUUUUCUUUUUCUUGAAUUUUUGCUUUGAGUUCUUGAAUAUGGUGUCCAUUAUAAAAAGGGUAAUGGUUGCUUUUAUUGGACUUUGUGCUGCUUGAUUGAGUCUUGAUAUGUUGUCCCUGGCUUAAUUGGUUGUUUAGUAUACAAUUUUUACAUUCUGGGCUUCUUGGGUUUGCUAUCUUUAGUUUUUUGUGGGGGGGGGGGCUCUAGAGAAAGUUUUGAGAAAGCCACCCAAUAUUUAAUUCUUGAUUUGGUCUGCUAGUUGUGCUACAAUUAUUGUUAAAAAUUCAGUCUUUUUUUGACUUAAGCAGUGAAUCUGAAGUUGGAACCUGUGACAAAGUUCAGCUCUGGCUCUUUAGUAGGUAAGUCCUAACCAAUUCUGUGAAUUCCCAUAAAAAUUCUUAAGGUUUGUGCUGCUGUUAUUUGGAUUUCUUAAAGUACUCUUUUUUCCAUUUGGGGUUUUUAGGAAAUAGUUAGUUUUUGUACCUUUGAGUAGCCAACUUUGAUUUUGUGAGUUUUUUUAAUAAUGGACUGUCAUCAAGUAGUCACUAUGGCAGAAUCAGAAUCCCUUGUUGUUAAUGACAAGACAAAAUCUGGUUCUAUGAAUUGUCAAGGGAAGGGUGGUGUGAUUAGAAAUGUAGAGGGGUUUAUUGGGGUUCUUGAUGUUCAUGUGCACCAAGCAAGGGACAUACAUAACAUAUGCAUAUAUCAUAAACAAGAUGUGUAUGCCAAGGUUUCCUUAACUAGUAAUCCUGAAGAAGCUGUUUCAACCGAUACUAUUAAUGGUGGGGGUCAGAAUCCAGUUUUCGAUCAGAGUCUUCGACUCAAUGUCAAGACUAUUGAGACAUUAGUGAGGUGUGAGAUAUGGAUGAUGAGUAGGGUCAAGAAUUAUUUGCAGGACCAGUUGUUGGGAUUAACUUUAGUACCUCUUUGUGAUGUUCUUGCUGAGAAUGGAAAGCUAGAACAAGAAUUCACCUUGUCCUCGAGUGAUCUCUUCCAUUCUCCGUCAGGUUUUGUGCAAUUGACACUAGCAUAUACUGGUGCAACCCCGGAAGUCUUGGAAAUUCCCACACCAGGCCAUUCUUUGGCUGCAGCAAAUGGUAGUGGAAUAGCUGAGAGUAUUCCUUGUGAACUGGUUAAGAUUGAAUUCCCAGAUCCCCAAAUUGUGAACGAAAAUGAACGAAUGGUUACCGAGUAUUAUGCAAUUCCUUGCACUGAAUUGGAUGGUCAAAGCUCUGAGCAUACAGACUCCAAGGAAAAUGGGGAGCACAUAUCUUCUGAAAACGUUGAGAUUACAUCAGAAAGUGUGGCUGUUGAAGGUCAGGAUGCCACUGAAAUCAAGAAGUUAGAGACUCUAACCCUGAGUUCUUCAACCAAAAGUUCUCCAUCAAACUCAAUCCCCAAACAGACAUCAUGCGCUACGAAGGAGGAAUCUGCACUGCCUCUGAAUGAUACUAAAGACAGUGCUAAAGUGGUUGAUAGCACCUCGCCUGCUGUGGCUGUUAGCACGUUUACGGUGCCAGUUGUCAACGUGAGCAUUGUACCAGAGAAACAGGUUGUGCAGCAAGACAUAGUUGAUAUGUAUAAGAAAAGUAUGCAGCAAUUCACGGAAGCUCUAGAAAAGAUGAAACUUCCUCUGGACAUUGAAAAUGGAUCACCCAUCCAAAAUGGAAAUGACAAAACAGAGAGCUCCAGUUCAAGUGAGAGACCACAGGCGCGCCCAAACGGCCAAAGCCCAAGAGUAUUUUAUGGUAGCAGUGCCUUCUACUGAACUGUAGAAAAGGUUCACAAAAGAAAUAGGUUGUACUUUUUAUCUGCCUGAAUUUACUUGCUUGUAGUUGAGCAUAGACUGGAAUGUUUCCAGUUUAAUUAGGAUAAUCAAGAAGCUGUUUCCUAUGAACUUUUCAUGUUGCUGUAUUAGAAAUGUUGUUACCUAAUGUGAUUUAAGUUUUCUUGGUUCCUGUCAA